Macrobrachium nipponense is the source of this 1595-nucleotide messenger RNA. RefSeq lists its product as uncharacterized. The coding region runs from base 62 to 1543 and encodes 493 amino acids. Lineage: Eukaryota; Metazoa; Arthropoda; Malacostraca; Decapoda; Palaemonidae. Gene Ontology annotation, molecular function: hydrolase activity. The transcript has 11 exons. The record is from RefSeq and is a predicted model, not a curated record.
UAACUCCAAGAACGGCCAUUCUUGGUUGUGAGCACACAGGUGUCACAGCUCUUCGGUGAUCAUGAAUCUUUGGACGUUGCUGUUCCUGGCGAUACUGGCGGGACCUGAUAUCGCCCUGACGACGGACCUGCCCCGAACGGAAGAACCCAUCAUCCUCCCGCCCGUUAAAGAAGGACCCGAAGCCGCCCUUCUCGUCGUACCCGGGGCUUACAUCAAUGCCCAGUACUACCAACCUUUAGGGGAAGCCAUACAGGCGGCUUCUCCUCUGCGACUGUGGGUGGGUCUCGUCCGCCCAUUCCCGCUCGAUCUCCCGAAUCCGAUAAGUCUCAUCCCGGCUCUGAACACGACGAUGCAGAUGUUGAGGGACCGAGGGAUGACGACAGAAGACGUCUUCCUCUCCGGACACUCUCUCGGAGGCACGGUGCUGCAGAACAACCAAUGGUCUCGAGACAACGGUGUGCUGGCGUGGAUCAUGCUGGCAUCCUACAUCCCCGAAGGAAAUCUCGCUAACAACACGUUUCCAGUCAUGCACAUCAGCGGUGACCUAGAUGGCAUGACCCGAAUCACUCGUAUCAUGAGCACUUUCGUAGAACUCGAGGCUCUGACUGAGCAAACUCCCGAGAGUAUAUACGAAAACCCAGUCAUCGUUUUGGAAGAUGUAGACCAUAUGCACUUUGCGUCAGGCGAUCCUCCGCCGCUCGUGGCCAAAGAAGAUAUCCUGUCUCCUAUGGCUCAGGGUGAUGCCCAGUCUUUGAUUGCAAGGCAUGUUGCAAGCUACUUGACCGUAAUAAGUGGACAACCAGAGGAUGAAGUGCCACUGGCUCGGGAAGUUUUAUCGGAGGCCUUCAAAAGCACGAAGAAAAUGAUGCAGCCUUUGAAGUACUUGAAAGAUUACUCUGAGGGAAAUGAGGGAAAUGGUAUUAGCAAUCCCUGGUCACAGGAUGGUCAGAGAAUCAUAUCAGCUGUUUUAGAGCAGUAUCGUGAAUCGUUACAGAUUAAUGACACGAUUUACGACACCGUCACUGCAUUGGCAGCAUCAAAGCCCCAUCUAGAGGUGGUUGGAGAAAAAGCUGUUGUGAAUACCUGUUCCCACGUUUACCCUCAUAGCAUCCUGACGUCGCUUGGAGAUCUCGCUGCUUCUGAAAUCGGAGCCAAAUUCAAGAGUAGAGAAGCAAUCAUGGAAGCUCUACAGCCUUUGGGAGUUGAAUUUGGAGACAUGGCUACGUGUAAAGAAGUAAACCAGGCGGCUUUUGAACUGGCCUUCAACUGGACAUCAGACAUCUCACGCUCAAGGUUCGAAUCACGGGGAGGCCAAGUGACGUUUCAUGAGGACAUCGAGAAGACCACAGGCUCUGGGUGGCUGUAUUCACAGCUGAACUACAACCUCACUCUCAACGAUCUGGAAGUGACUUCGCCCUCCUUAGUAACCAGCGUCGACGUCGGCCUAGGUCUCGGAGGGAUGCAUUACUGCAAGCUUCUGGCGCCAAGUCGCGCCCUCGAGUACAUAAUGAUCGACAGCCUGAAGCACACUGAGCCCGUGUAGCGUGUAGGGCGUGUUUUAUCAAACGUGACAAAUUAUCCGCAGCUACACUUUC